This is a messenger RNA of Temnothorax curvispinosus, 1958 nucleotides long. It is a transcript of the gene spz5, whose product is annotated as protein spaetzle 5. The coding region runs from base 489 to 1466 and encodes 325 amino acids. The transcript has 8 exons. Gene Ontology annotation, molecular function: growth factor activity; Toll binding. NCBI's taxonomy places the organism in Eukaryota, Metazoa, Arthropoda, Insecta, Hymenoptera, Formicidae. Gene Ontology annotation, biological process: innate immune response; central nervous system formation; regulation of Toll signaling pathway. The record is from RefSeq and is a predicted model, not a curated record. Gene Ontology annotation, cellular component: extracellular region.
GUUGCUAGGUAGACUCGCGGCGCGUAGAACCGAAUCGCGCCAGUAUCUGGACCCAGUGUCGUGGACACUUUCGAAUCACGCUGGCCAAAAGUGGAGAGACGUCCGUUAUGGUUGGCCGUACUCUGUCAUAGUCGGUGCGACAACGAGCUACACGCGUUACAGCAACGGUAACGUCUAGAGGAGACGCGAGAUCGAUCCCGAUUCGGAUUGAAUAUUUCUCCUUCUUUCUGGCUUAAAAUCCGUAAAGUUGACGCGGAUCGAGACUCGGCCGAGGUGUCGUUUAUCUAAAAAGUAAAAAAUUCGAAGGGCAACGAUCCUGGGUCGAGUACGGGUUAUCGUUUAUCAACGGUGACAUUGGCACGGCGAUUGAUCAGCACGCGAUGCCAAUUAAGUGACUUCGCGGCCUCCUUCCUGCCGAGACACCUGCCGCGCUCACCAUAGGAGAGAAGGUUCUAUCAAGGAGGGGUGAAUCAUAACGAUAGGUCGAAAUGGCGUUUGCGUGGUACCUAAUAUUAUCAAUCUUUUUCUUGAUGGUCACCCGGGGCGAACCCUGCACCGAGUACGGAUGUCCAGGGCGGCCGCAGUACGAGCCUUUCGUACCCGCGCCUCCAGGACAUACUCCUCACUGCGCGCCACCGGGGCAAACCUUCUGCGAAACCCCGGACCAUUAUCCUCGACAACUCAUCAAGUUUCUCGUCGACAAAUGCAGCUUCGAUUUUAACACCGCGUUGCAAGAUGAAUCCCGCGAAGAUUUCAACGUUUACAGUUCUCCUCCGGAUUAUAACCAAGGCUAUGAUUAUCCACGACAUGACGAUCAAUUAUACACUCAGCCUCCUAUAAGAGGACAGCCAGCCUCAGAAUAUGGCCUUCCGUCCAAUAGUAGCCGUUAUCAUAGUUACAAAUACUCCGCACCGCCACAAGCGCAGAGGAAUCCCUUCCUCCCGGAAGUAACGCUGAAAUAUCAUCAGGACGUCCCACGACAGAUCGAUCGUGCUUAUUCGCAGGAACCCAUAAGCGUACUAGAACCAAACCAAUCGUGGCUGACCAAUAGAUAUUCGCGGGGUGGCAAGAUAGCGCCGCGAAGUUAUAGCGUGAACCCGUUGUUGGGCUACGCGAAACUUAAGGACGACCGUGUAAAGAGACAGUCGGAUCCGGAAGUCAUCUCCCUGUGCCCCACACAAGCGCAGUAUAUUGCUCCCCAAGCUGCUCUGAACAAACAGGGCAACUGGAUGUACGUUGUUAAUCUUCCGGGACAGAACAAGUACACGCAGCUCGUCAGAAGCGAGAAAUGCCUGAACGACGUAUGCAACGGUAUAUGCUCCAUUCCGGAGGGAUACAGAAGUAGAUGCCAGCAACAAUUCGUGCAAAAGAGACUAGUCGCGCUCGAGGGGAGCGGGAAUCGACUUUACACCGAUUUGUUCUGGUUUCCGCACGGUUGCACGUGCCAGAUCAUACCGAAUUACUGAGAAUGCGGCGACUACGGCGCGCGGCGUCGCGCUAUAGCGCAAAUGGGGUGCGUUUUCAGGGGAUAAGCACUAUUAAACGCGGUUGUACACGUCGUUCUCUUCGCGAUUGUAAUUCCGCGACCACAGAGCGCGCCUGGCAACGGCAUUGAAAGUGAGUACCGAUAAUGUAGCGUUCUAUGAACGAUGCGCACCCGAGUAAAUGUGUACCGCGACGUGCAUUACCAGCGGUGUAAGGCGGAGACGAAUACACGUUAUCAGCGUAUCAUUAAUUGCCAUUGUUAAUUGCAAAUCGCAAACGGCGUAAUUCUGUUAAAGGCGUCAAUGAACGCUCUCAACGUGUCUUUGCGAUGAACAGGCGGGGAAUUUUUCAAAAAUGUCGCUGUUCCGAUAUCACAUACGAUAUUACAUGUAUACUCGCGUCGCCCAUUUUUAGCGUAAAGGUGAAAAGGUGAAAAUGGGCAGUGAAAAGCAGCAGCAAGUCGUACCGAUUGG